AUGGAAUGUUAUAAAGAAGCUAUCAGAAUUUAUCCAAAUAAUGCUGAUGCAUGCAUUGGCAUAGGACUUAUCUUCCUUAAUGAAAAGAGAUAUGAAGAAGCAGUAAACUAUUACAACGAUGCAAUUAGAAUCAACCCAAACUGUGCAAAAUAUUAUUCAAAUAAAGGAAAUGCUCUAUAUAAGUUAGGGAGAAGAGAAGAAGUUAUGGAAUGCUAUAAAUAA
This is a messenger RNA of Blepharisma stoltei, 222 nucleotides long. The record is from the annotation of a GenBank genome assembly. Lineage: Eukaryota; Ciliophora; Heterotrichea; Heterotrichida; Blepharismidae.